Dermatophagoides farinae (American house dust mite) is the source of this 4202-nucleotide messenger RNA. The record is from RefSeq and is a predicted model, not a curated record. NCBI's taxonomy places the organism in Eukaryota, Metazoa, Arthropoda, Arachnida, Sarcoptiformes, Pyroglyphidae.
CUAUUGUGGUGAUUGUUGUUGUUGUUGAAAAAAAACAAACAAACAAAAUGUUCACAUCAUGAUCAUCAUUAUCAACACCAUUAACAAUGUCGUCAUUAACAGAUUCACCAAGAUUAAUUAAAACUUCCAACGGUGGUUUAAUUGUUGGACAUAAUACGAAUAAUAAUAAUAAUAAUACAGUCUCAUCCGGUUCUUUUGCUCAUCAAACAAUAUUGACAACAACAUCAGCUAAAUCGACAACAUCAAGUUCAUUAUUAGCAACAGCAUUAUUGCCAGCAUCUUCAACAUCAACGAUAUCAUCAACAUCUUUAUCAUCAACAUCAUCAUCAAGUGGCAAAAAAUCACGUAAAAACGAUUCAUCCAAUUCAUCUGUUGUCAAUAACAAUAACAACAACAACAAUAACCCGAAUACAAUUACCGAAAAUAAUCAUAACGCCAAUCAUUUUCUUCCAAUAGCGCCACAAACAUUUUUUCAACAUCCAUCACAACCAGGUCUCACAUUGGCUUCUGUACAUCAACAAAUACAGCCGGGCAGUGUGGCCGUAUUUACAUCGCCAACGAUGGCGAUGGCCACAAUUGCCGGUACGGCUGGACCACAAGCUACUGUCCAUCAACAACAAGGUACCUCGCCAGGUCAAACAUUACAACAUCCACAUCAAAGUUUAGUUGUUAAUGGUGCCAUGACUCAACAAUUUUCCACUGGAACAUUUCAAACGGCAAAUGGUCAGAUCAUUCAAGCAGCGCCCGGAAUGCAAAUGAUUGGCGGAUUACCAACACAGGUUCAAGUGAUUGGUGCCAAUGGACAGCCAGCAUAUUUUCCACAAUUCUAUACGGCUGGUCAAAUGCAACCAACAAUGUUGUUGAAUAAUUUGAGUAUGGCAAUACCGGCACAAAAUCCAAGUCAAGGUUUAGCCAUUCAAUUGCCAACGACACCUACUAAUGCUGGUACAACAAUGAUCACAACAACCGGACAGAUGACACAUCAAACUGCAAAUCAACCUACACCCGUUAAAGGUCAUUCUAAUCAAACCACCAUAAUGAAAGGGGUAACCAUUUCGCCACAACAGAAUACGUUAUCAACACAGGCAAAUAAAACAAACGCAUCAACAAAUGCAACGAAAACACAACAACAACAUCAUCAUCAGCAACAAGUAAUACAACCUACGGCCGCAUUUCAACAGAAUACUACCAAUCCAACAUUUGUCAUUGGAUUAGCUGCUCCACAUAAUUCAACCGCAACACAGAAUGGUCAAACAACAACCAUUCUACAACCGACAUCAACACCACCAUCAUCAGUUACGAAUGCCCGUAAAACAACGAGCUCUGGCCGUUCAAACAAUAAGGGCACAAGUUUAAUUCAAAAAAUUCAACCUACAUCACCAUUAUUGACACAGGCUCAAUUCAAAACAAAUACAUCGUUUGGCACAACAUCGAAUACAACUUCUCCAGCUCCUGGUCAAACCAUCAUGGUACAUGGACAAAGCAUUCAAACAGGUCCCAAUGGCAGUAUUCAAUUGGCUCCAAAUCAACCGACUAUUAUUUCACCAUUAACAUCGUUUCAAACACUACAACCAAGUAUCACGUGGACGACAUCACCACAAUUGAAUCAAACACCAACACAACUAGUUGCGCCGAAUGGCCAGAUUUUGAUUCGAACACAAGGUCCAAAUGAUUCGCCACACAUGUUGAUUCAAACAUCAAAUAAUCAAUUUCAAGCUGUUCCAAUGCAAAUGACACCCACAAAUGGUGAUCAACAACAGAACCAUCAACAAAAUGCCGGACCAAUGCAAGUAACGCCAACCGGACAACCUACUAUGAUGGCAACAUCAUCUAUCAAUCCAACAAUGCCAAUUUCGAUCCAAACCAAUCCAGGAGUAGCUACCAUGUCUACAGCAAUGGUUAAUUCUCAACAACAACUAGCCAAUUCCUUACCGAACACAACUAUGCUUACGAUGGUAUCAUCAUCAGGAACUUCGACAUUGACAACAGCGACCACCUUGGCUCAAUCACGACAACGUCCGUUACGACCGGCUGCAUCGAUUGCAUCAUCGAUUCCUUUAACAACAACAACAGUUCAGACAACUAACAAUGCUAUACAGAAUUCAACGGCUAAAUCAAAAUCAAGUGCAAAUAAUAUUCCUAAAUUGGCUCCCAAAGGAUCGACUUCUGCAUCAUUAUCAUCAUCAUCAACGUCAUCGUUGUCAUCAUCUCCAUCAAUUGUAUCGAAUUUUCCAAAAGCUCAACCAUCAUCUCUUGCUACUAUCAAUGGUAAUAAUUCUACGGCAAAAGUACCAUUGCCUGUUGUGCUUCCAAAGACUUCUGCAGAAAAUAUCACAAAUGGUGCUAUCACAAUGAAUUGUAAAAUACAAAAAUCUAUGAUUACAUGUGCUCAAAGUGUUAAUAAUUCUACCUCAAUAAUGAAUAAUAAUAAUACAUCGGUAUCUUCUAGUACCAGUACACAAUCGUUUGUACCGCCACAGAAUAAUAAUCUAGUCUCUGGUAUGACUGCAACAGGAACUAAUACUUCAUUCAAUGGUAAAUUAAAUCGAAAUAAACCACAAACCGAAAAGAAAGAUGCUGCAAGUGGUACGGAGAAUAAUAAUAAGUCAUCAACAUUGGUCUCAUCAUCAACAUCAACCAUCAAUUUGAAUCUCAAAUCUCAAAUGAAACCUAAUUCCUUGAAUUCUAUGCGAAACAAUUCAUUAACAAAUACAAAGAAUAAAAUACCGAUAGUUUUGUCAUCUGGUCCUCUACUUACAAACAAUACAAAUCAAUUGGGUAAAAUACCGAAUCAUCAAACAGUGAAUGGUACACAAACUCCACCUACAUCAUCCGCCAAUAAAACUUUAACGAUGAUGAAUGGUGGUGGUGGUGGUGGUGGAUUAACAAAUGGUGUAUUGGCCAAAUCGAAUACAACAAAUACAAUACCAUCAACGACAAAUACUGGAUCUCAAGUGGUCAACAACAAAACCAAACAAAAUGAUCCAAAUAAUCAAGUAUUAACGCAUGUCAUUGAUGGUUAUGUCAUUCAAGAAAGUGCCAAUCCAUUUCCAAUCAAUGGAUUUUUAACAUCUAGUGAAUUCGAUCCACAAAAAUCUAAUGGUGUUGUUGUUGUUGAAAAGAUGGAAUUAGAUCCCGAUAAUAAGGAUUUAAUUUCAGCAAAAUUGAAAGAGAAUGGCCUAAUUCCGCCUAAUUCUCAACCCGGUAAUCAACCUCAAUCUGAUCAUUCAAAGAUCAAUGAUCCAAAUAGCCAAAUAUUAGAUGAUCUUUGUGUCAGUUGUAAGAAAAACAAACGUCUACUACAGGCAAAGAAAAAGAAAUGGAAACGAUUUUGUCAAACUUGUAUUGAUAGAUUCUUGAAUAAAAAGAAAAACUUUAAAGAACAGCAGCAGUAUCUACAACAACCACCGAAUUUCAUUGGUAAUUCUUCAGCGAUGAAAACUUCCACUUCUUCUAUUCAAACACAUCAAACAACAACAACAGCAGCAAUAGUCACUGCUGCUGUUGUUGGUUCCACCAAGAUGAAUAGUACUUUAGCCACCAAUAGUAAUUCUACAUUAUUGCCGACAACGCCGAUAGUCAACGGCCUUGGUGGUGUUGGUGGAAAACAUUCAUCAGUAAUUGGUGUUUCGACACCAUCGGGUGCUGUAACAUCAAACAUCAGCAUCGAUAUUGGCCAAAAUAUGGCCAAACGUCCAUUGAAUCAACAAUCAGCAGCAGCAGCUACAAUAAACAUUGACCAGCAACAAGCAAAUAAAAGACUUCGACUGUCUUCACCUACAAAUGUUAUCGGAAAUUCGACCCAGACAACUGGUGAUGUUGCUGUAAGUAAUGGCAAUAAUGUUAAUACAACCAAUGGAAAGACUUUAGAUUCUUUAGCAACGACAUCAUCAACAACAACAACAACAUUAACGACAGCAAGCACAAAUGAUGAUAAAAUGUGGCUUCCAGCUAAUGGAACCAAAGAGCCUGGUAAAUGGACUGUGCAAGAAGUUUAUGAAUUUAUGAGCCAUUGUGAUGGUUGUUCAGAUCUUGCUGAUGGUUUUAAAUCACAAGAAAUCGAUGGUCAAGCCUUGAUGUUAAUAAAAGAGGAUCACAUAAUCGAUAUAUUGAAUACAAAACUUGGUCCAGCAUUGAAAAUUUGUCGAAAAAUCAAAGAAUUAAAAGAACAUUUCAAUUAUUGAAAUGAAUGUGUGAAAAUC